Thamnophis sirtalis is the source of this 2267-nucleotide messenger RNA. RefSeq names its product DExD-box helicase 21 (gene DDX21). Gene Ontology annotation, cellular component: cytosol. The record is from RefSeq and is a predicted model, not a curated record. Gene Ontology annotation, molecular function: RNA helicase activity; ATP binding; RNA binding. NCBI's taxonomy places the organism in Eukaryota, Metazoa, Chordata, Lepidosauria, Squamata, Natricidae.
GGGCCGGCGGGGCGGGGCUCUUUCCUUUCACGCCGGCCUCGGUUUCGAGUAGCCGCUUCUGCCAUCACCUCCGCGGCCAAGAGUCCCAGGAAAUGCCCGCCGCCCCCCGCUUCGAGUCCCAGAGCGAGGACGACCUGGAGCCCGAGACCCCCAUGGAGCCCGACGCCGCUCCGCACCACGCCGGCCCCAAAAAGAGCAAGAAGAAUAAAAAAGAUAAAGCAGAAAAGCAGAAACGGAAAAAGCAUACAUUAGCCGAGACUGAAUUACUGGAUUUGGAGUUGGAGCCACCAAAAGCAAAGAAAAUUAAAAAAAAGAAAGAAAUGGCUGUUAAAAAUGAAGAUGGAAUUUCAGAAUGCAAUUCAAUAUCUCACAUGAGUAAUGGGGUAAAGCACUCAAAAAAGGAGAAGAAUUCUUGUGAAGAUUCACAUAUAGAAUGUGAAAGUGAUCAAGAUGAGGAACUAACAGCAGAACAAAAGGAAGGUGCUUUUAGCAAUUUUGAUAUCUCUAAAGCAACCCUUGAUCUUCUGAAAGCUCGUGGUGUCACCCACCUGUUUCCAGUACAAGUGAAGACUUUCAAGCCAGUAUUUGAAGGCAAAGAUGUAAUUGCCCAAGCUCGGACAGGAACAGGGAAAACAUUCUCCUUUGCCAUUCCAUUAAUUGAAAAACUUGAUAGAGAUCCACAGGAAAGAAAAAGAGGCCGUUCACCAAAGGUACUAGUUCUGACUCCAACCAGAGAAUUGGCAAUGCAGGUUGCCAGAGACUUCAAAGAUAUUACAAAGAAACUUACCGUGGCUUGUUUUUAUGGAGGAACAGCGUAUAAUGGACAGUUGGAUCUAAUUAGAAAUGGCAUUGACAUCCUCGUUGGGACUCCUGGUCGAAUAAAAGAUCACCUCCAAAAUAAUAAAUUGGACUUUUCUAAAUUGAAACAUGUUGUCUUGGAUGAAGUUGAUCAGAUGUUGGAUAUGGGAUUUGCUGAACAAGUAGAAGAAAUCUUAGUGAAUUCUUAUAAGAAGGAUUCCGAAGAUAAUCCACAGACACUCUUGUUUUCUGCAACGUGCCCUCAGUGGGUUUACAAUGUAGCAAAGAAAUAUAUGAAAUCCAAAUAUGAGCAAGUUGAUCUUAUUGGAAAGAAGACUAAAAAAACUGCUAUGACUGUAGAGCAUUUAGCCAUCGAAUGUCAUUGGUCCCAAAGAGCUGCAGUGAUUGGAGAUGUCAUUCAAGUCUACAGCGGGAGUCAUGGACGAACCAUCAUAUUUUGUGAGACAAAAAAAGACGCAACUGAACUGGCUCUUAAUGCCUCAAUCAAACAGGAUGCACAAUCUUUACAUGGUGAUAUUCCACAAAAGCAGAGAGAGGUCACUUUGAAAGGCUUCCGUAAUGGAGCGUUUGGAGUACUGGUUGCAACUAACGUGGCUGCCCGCGGCUUAGAUAUUCCAGAAGUUGAUCUGGUGAUACAGAGUUCCCCACCAAAGGAUGUAGAAUCUUACAUUCAUCGCUCUGGACGCACAGGCCGAGCUGGACGGACUGGGAUCUGUAUCUGUUUCUAUCAGCGCAGGGAAGAUUAUCAGCUGAAACUUGUAGAACAAAAAGCGGGCAUUACAUUUAAACGUGUAGGUGUUCCUACAGCAACAGACAUAAUUAAAGCUUCCAGCAAAGAUGCAAUCAGAUCUUUGGAUUCUGUUCCUCCAUCUGCCAUUGACUACUUCAGACAAUCUGCUGAACAGCUAAUAGAAGAAAAGGGGGCCGUGGAAGCUCUGGCUGCAGCCCUGGCUCAUAUCUCAGGAGCUACCUCUCUUGAACAGCGCUCUUUGCUCAACUCUGAUGCGGGUUUUGUGACCAUGAUACUUCAGUGCUCGGUUGAAAUGCAUGCUGCUGGUUAUGCUUGGCGGGGUCUGAAAGAACAAUUGGGUGAGGACAUUGACAGCAAAAUAUCCAGACUGUGUUUUCUCAAAGGAAAAAUGGGCGUAUGUUUUGAUAUUCCAAAAGCUGAAUUAAAUAAAAUAAAGGAAACCUGGCAAGAUACAAGACGCUGGCAACUUUCUGUAGCAACAGAAUUGCCUGAGCUUGAAAAUUCACCACGGGAGGGAGGCAGAAAUGGAGGCUCGGAUUUCAGGAAUGGAAGACGAAAUGGUGGUUUUAACAGGCCUGAUCGAUUUAGAAAUAGGGGCCAAAAACGGAGCUACAACCAAGCUUUUUGAUAACUUGUUAAUAUGUCAAAAUGGGACUCGAACCUUGUUUUACUAUAAGUAAAAUUAAUUUACACUUUA